AAUAGGAUACAUCGUGUACCUAAAUUAAGUCAUGUUGGUGAUGCUGGACAAAGUAUUCAUAAAUGUGAAGUCAGAAAGAAAGUGUGACAGACAGCUACUGAUGGAAAUCUGAGAGUGAGAGAAGUAGAAAAUCAGAUGGAGUGAGAGAGUGUUAUUAGUAGUAAGAGAGAAGGAGUGAGAAUGAUGCAGGUAGAUUGAUGGCUGUAAAUAUAGCUAGAGAGAGAGAGAACGACUGGUAUAUAAUUGAGAGACUGUUGUUAAUAGAAAGACGGGAGGAGUGAGAGAGUGAUGUGGGAAGAUUGAUAGAAAAGUGUGUAGAGUGAGUGUGUGCGCUAAUGAUAGUUUGAUAGAGAGAGAGAAAGAGAGCGAUUGACUCAGAAAGAGAAAUUGAACUAAAAGUAGAGGUACUGAAGACAGAAUAGCAGCUGAUGUCUAUAGCUGAAACAUUACACACACUAAUAAUAAUACUACACAGUUAGAACAUGACUUAAACCCUUUUCAGAUUGGAUUAGAUUAUCAGAUUGGAUUAUCUAAUCACUUCCUUUACAUGUGAUCAGAUGAACACCAAGGCAGUUGGGAGUAGAGAGUUUGUAUGAGACACACGAGUUCAUUUCUGGAUAGUUUAAUUGCAAUUUGGAGCUACUUUGAGUCUCUAAUGCUGGGUUCAUCAUGGCGCCGCUCAUCAAAACGCGACAGACAGAGAAAACAAUCGACGGGAUCUCGACUCAAGUCGUUUGCACGGAGUUCAGUAACUACAUCUUCAUCGUGCUUACGCAGUACGGGAAGAUCGGGACGCUGGUCUCCGUAUCACCUGACUCGAGAUCCAGCGACAUCAGCACGACCAUGCUCACUACCAAAGUGCUGCUCGGAAAAGACGAGGCCCUUACGCACGUCUAUGCAAAAAACGUCGCAGCAUUUGUUUGCCAGGAAGCAGGAAAUCGUCCGGUUCUUUUGGGACUCGCUCUUAAAGACUGCAGUGCUGAAAAUCUGAAAACGCUCAAAGAAAUGAUCAAAAGCUGCCAAGUUUGGUGACCAAGAGAAUUUGUGCCACAAAGUGAUUACUGUUGUGAAUGUAUUUUUAUUAGCUUCUGUAUUUAUGUAGGUUUCUGAAUUCUAUGUCAAUCCUUUCAUUAUUGCUUAAAUAAAUUAGUUUUUCUUUUACUCCCCA
Messenger RNA from Tachysurus vachellii, 1168 nucleotides. RefSeq names its product proteasome (prosome, macropain) assembly chaperone 3 (gene psmg3). The coding region runs from base 670 to 1032 and encodes 120 amino acids. The record is from RefSeq and is a predicted model, not a curated record. Gene Ontology annotation, biological process: proteasome assembly. Lineage: Eukaryota; Metazoa; Chordata; Actinopteri; Siluriformes; Bagridae. The transcript has 3 exons.